CGGCCCCAGUUACACCCGAGCUGCCCAUGUCGCCAGAAACCAAGACAGGCCCAAUGUCUCCGAGCCCAGGCAAGUCUGGAACGUCCGGAACCUACAAAAAGACACUCGUCGGCGGACUCGUCGCACAUCUUUCUCUCGACUGUUUUGUGAAACCCAUUCGUUGCCUACAAAUAGACCACACACACAUCCAAUGGCACCAGACACACUCUCCCUCGCCGGCAAAACCGCCAUCGUGACCGGUUCCGGCCGCGAGAAUGGCAUCGGAGCGGCCAUCGCCACAGCCCUCGGCCGCAACGGAGCCAACGUCGCCAUCAACUUUGUAUCCGAUGCUUCUGCCGCCCGCGCGGCAAACGUGGCGGCCAGCAUCCAAGCCCUCGGCGUCAAAGUCGUCGUGGUUCAGGCCGACGUCUCGACCCCUGAAGGCGCAGCUAAGCUUGUCAAGGAGACGCUGGAGGGAUUCAAGACAGACAAGAUUGACAUUCUGAUCAACAACGCCGGCGCCGGCUCCGGCCAGGGCAAGCUGUUGGUCGACCUGACGCCGGAGGAGGUGCAGAGCGCGUUUGCCCUCAACACCUUCAGCACGCUGUACAUGGCGCAGGCCGCGGCACCGCACAUGCCCGAGGGCGGCCGCAUCGUCAACAUCGGCACCGUCGUGACGAGGAUGCACAACAUGCCUGGCGUCGCCGUCUACGGCGCCAGCAAGGCCGCGCAGGAGUACCUGACCUCCGCACUGGCUGCUGAACUCGGUCCCAGCAAGGGCAUCACGGUCAACACCGUUGCGCCCGGACCCACCAAGACGGACGCCGCGACUUGGUUCCCCGCUGGGGCACUCCAGGAGGAGGUGGGCCGGAAACUGGCCAUUGGGGCGAGGCUCGGCAAGGUCGCCGGUGCUCCCCAGGAGAUCGCCGACGCGGUGCUGCUGGUGGUUUCGGAUGCGGCGCGGUGGAUCACGGGCCAGUAUGUUGCUGCCAGCGGCGGCAUUACCCAAUAGGGACCAGGCGACCGGCUUAAUCUGCCAUGCGUUUGUUCCUCGUUUGUAGAAAAAGUCGGAGAUGGGCAUCGUGCUGUGCCUUCCCGGAGGAUCUGCAAGCUUGUUGCCGUGUGCUUGCCGAGAGCGUUGCCACAACAUGCUUCCCUGCCGAGACUGUGCUGGUCAUUUCCCCUGUCCGGGAAACUCGGUGGGCCCUGGACGCUCAAAUCUUGCUCUUAUCACUAGGCCCCGAGUCCGUUUGCUCGGC
Thermothielavioides terrestris NRRL 8126 is the source of this 1238-nucleotide messenger RNA. RefSeq lists its product as uncharacterized. Lineage: Eukaryota; Fungi; Ascomycota; Sordariomycetes; Sordariales; Chaetomiaceae. The coding region runs from base 191 to 991 and encodes 266 amino acids. Gene Ontology annotation, molecular function: oxidoreductase activity, acting on the CH-OH group of donors, NAD or NADP as acceptor. The record is from RefSeq and is a predicted model, not a curated record. The transcript is spliced from 3 exons.